UGUGCUAUUUGGGCUAUUAUUGGAUGCCAAAUGAGGCGUGUUUAAGUUGGAGCCCUCUAGGUGUGCGAUUCACCAUAUAUUCUUAUUCUUUUCCACUCUCUGACUUCAACAUAGGCUGCUGACAUGCAACAGCACUUGCAAAGUAUGAAUGCCACUUUUGCAGGAACCUGGUUGCAGUUCUGACUUUUGGGCAGAACCGGGUUGCAGUUCUGACUUGUGGGCAUAUGGGAGACUGGCCGUGUUUUCUCCUGUGAAAGGAAAGUGGCAUCCUUGAUUUGAUAGAAAGCUGGAGCCAGGUAACACAAUUUGGAUGUGGAUCAUUCCAGAUGCUGCAUGUUAUGCCAUCAAUCUAUCAAAGCAUCCGAGGUGCAUAUGUUCUGUUUUGUACGUGGCCCUUGGGCUGCUAUAACUAUAAAUAGAGCACUAGAUCCACCAGGUUCAACACCAUUUAUCGGAACUCGGAAGCCUUCCAGUGUUCAUUGUUGUGACUUGUGAGAUGUUCAAGCCAAAGUUUAACCGUUAAAAUAUUUAUGCUGAGCUGUCUGGAUUCAGAACCAAGAGAAUGUUGACAAGGGUUCAGCAUAGGUGUUAAAUUUCCUACCAUGUCCGCUUUCAGUUUGCUCUCUAAUCGGUGUGGUUUCAUUUAGCAAUUGUGUCUGCUUUUGAUCGUAGAGGAUGGAGGCUAUGGUUAUAGGUCCUAAGUACGAGUGCUUGUUGUUUGACAUGGAUGAUACUCUGUAUCCCCUUAGUGCUGGCAUCAACCUUGCUUGCCGCAAAAAUAUACAAGAUUACAUGCGUGAUCAUCUGCAAAUUGAAGAAAGCCAAAUUGCAGAAAUGUGCCUGGGUCUGUACAGGGAAUAUGGCACCACAAUGGCUGGUCUAAAGGCGUUAGGUUAUGAGUUUGACAACGAUGAAUUUCAUGCAAAUGUUCAUGGUACACUGCCAUAUGACAAUUUGAGGCCUGACCCUGUUUUGAGGACUCUUCUACUUUCAAUUCCACAGAGAAAAAUAAUAUUCACAAACUCGGACAAGGUUCAUGCAGAGGAGAUUCUGUGCAGGCUGGGAUUGGAGGACUGCUUCGAGGGUGUGAUAUGCUUUGAGACAUUGAAUCCACCAGCUGCGCCGAGCAAUGGCCUAAGCAAGUCCCAGGAUUGUAUGUUGUUCUCUGGUGAACCAUCUUCUGACUUGAACGAUCUCAAUAGAUCGGAUCUCAGACCUAAAUCGCCCAUCCUCUGCAAACCCACCAUUGAAUCAAUGGAGGCUGCAAUUCGGAUCACAAAUGUCGAUCCCAAGAAGACGAUCUUCUUCGAUGACAGCAUACGGAACAUUGCUUCAGGAAAGGCUGCAGGCUUCCACACCGUGAUUGUUGGGAGGUCUUCGGUCGUUCGAGGGGCUGAUCACGCACUGGAGAGCAUCCACAACAUCAAGGAAGCGUUGCCUGAGUUAUGGGAAGGCCAUGAUCGGUCAGAAUCGGAUGCUGUUCUUGCUUCUGCUGCAGUUGAAACAGCAGUUGUUGCUUGAUGUCGUGUGUCCCAAUGGAUUGGCUAGAGUAUGCUACUGCUAUAGGUUGAAUACAUGCAGGAGUAUGAAGAGAAGAUGUGCCGUAUCAUAACAUGUAAACACAGUUCCACUGCACUAUAUCAGUGAGAAGCAAGUGUGGUGGAGAACUAGCAUAUGCUGUAGGUGCCUGUUUGUAUUUUCGUGUAACUAAACUAUAGUUACCACGUUUGGACCUAUGUACGGAUAAAGAGAGAACUCCUCCAGAUAUCAGAUUUAAGAGAUCUCUAGGUUAACAAUAAUUUAUGCUCUAUUGCUACUGGAAUA
Brachypodium distachyon (stiff brome) is the source of this 1824-nucleotide messenger RNA. RefSeq lists its product as uncharacterized. Bases 676 to 1521 code for a protein of 281 amino acids. NCBI's taxonomy places the organism in Eukaryota, Viridiplantae, Streptophyta, Magnoliopsida, Poales, Poaceae. The record is from RefSeq and is a predicted model, not a curated record. The transcript has 9 exons.